AUGUCAGGUCCUCCUUCAAUGUAAGGAGAAUCGCAAGUUUCACAUCCACUUAUCUUCAUUGAUAUUUGGAAAUAUUCUGGGAAUGACAUGUCGACUAUGUAAUAUGGUAGGAGUUGGGCAUAGUAUGUUUCAUAGGUGAUUUUGGAGUCCUAAAACAAUAGAUAGGUACCUCAUUCAUUCCAGAAGAAGAGGCAGACUGAGAUCGAGCAAGUGCUAUAAAAAAUAGGAGCAUUUUAAUUAUAUAAGAAUAAAUUAAUGAAUUAAGGCAAUUAGAUGAGCAUCGACGAAUCCUUCAGGAAGAUCAUAUGCAAGGAUGUAUAAGAAUCAACCCUGACGGAGUUUUUGGAAAGACUGAAUUAAUUGAAUUACGAUGAAACUAGCAAAUACUUAUCAGGAUUGGUCUAUCUAUUCACAAGAAAGAGAUGGCCCCAACUUGGUGAGUAUUUAUUGAAGAAGUGUGCAGAACAUAUAGCAUUUUAUGAGAUAAUCAAAUGGUCUUAUGAGGCUUAUUCUUAUAAAGAGAGACAGAGUGCUGAAAAUAGUGUGGCUGUAUUCGAUUAAAAAAUAGAAGAAGCUAUGGUAAAUCAAAUUUCAGAGAAUCAAUUUCUAGAAAAGGAGAGCAGAUCAAAUUAUGUGAAUUCUAUUCAUAGAUUUGUGACUUGUUUGACUGUUUUAUCAUUACAUCUUAAGAAUGUGCCUCUGAAUGAGAGACAACUCUAUUUGAGACGGAAUCUCAUUAAGGGAAAUAGGGCUUUGGAGAGUUUUCGUCGUAAUAAUCCUGGUAUUAAAUACUGCAAAGGGAUUAUCCUACCAUUUAAAGGCAGAUCAUAGAUGGUUGUUCGUAUUAUUGAUACUGAAGCACAAUCAUUUAAUACAAAGAAGAGAGUACCAUAUAAAUUGGUAGUUGAAACCGUAGAUAUGAACGAGUAUGAAUAACGCGAAUAAUCACUUGUCACUCUUUAAAAACAAUUGUCAAUUGAUUCUUAAGCCUUUUUGGAAUUUGAUGUUCUGCAUCAAUUCGAUUACACUGUCUUUGAAGAUUUCUUGCAGGAAAACAAAGAUAAGUUAGCAAGGUAAUAAAUUCUCCAUUAAAAUAAAAAGAGGUUUGAUUAACAAUUUCCACCUCUUAAAAAGGAAUAGAUUACGCGUAGAAGAAGUUGCAUCGAUCAAAUCCAAUCAUAUACCAAUAAAUAAUUAUACGAAAAAGAUUUUAAAGAUUUGUUUAAGCAAGAAGACAAAUUAAAACACAGCGACAAAGAAUUAGACAAUGUUACAUUUCUUGAGUAAAUUGCCAACGAAUAUCCAAAUAAAAAAGAGAUCAUCGAGAAGAUUUAAAAGUAAUUAAACGCCCCUAAGAACUUAGUCAAACAACAAGAAAUUUAAUAAUUGCCAUCUCCUAAUGAUUUGAAAAGUGGCCCAUUUAGUGAGCAAUGGGAAGAUAAAAGAUAGGUCAUCCAAUCUAACUCUCCUUAUGGACAAUUCAAAUCCUAUUGUUUGAGAAGCUUGUUGAUCAAGGGAGGCGAUGAUUUGAGACAAGAACAAAUGAUGAUGCAAAUUAUUAAGGUUUCUGAAGAUAUCUUAACCUAAGUUGGACUGUAUGUCAAAUCCUAUGAUAUCAUAAUCACUUCAGUAGACUCAGGUAUUUUAGAAUUCUGCAAUGAUACAUUGUCCAUGGAUUAACUUAAGAAGUCUAUGCCAUCCAUGACUCUCAAGGAUAUUUAUAACAGCAUCUUCGGGGACAACUUUGAAGAGGCUUAACUCAAUUUUAUAUUGAGUUUAACAUCUUAUAGUUUACUCCAAUACCUAUUCUAAAUUAAGGAUAGACACAAUGGAAACAUUCUAAUUGACAACCAAGGUCAUAUAAUCCAUAUUGAUUUUGGAUUCAUCUUGACGAUUGCUCCUGGUGGAAUCAAAUUUGAAUCAGCUCCAUUCAAAUUAACCAAAGAAUACAUCGAAUUGCUGGAUGGAUAAGAGAGUUGCAUGUUUCAAUUAUUCAAAAGCAAGUUAUUAUUAGGUUAUUUGGAAUUGAGAAAGCAUGUGGACAAAUUCGCCUUUAUUUUGGAGGCCAUGAAAAUCGACAAUGAAUUGCCUUGCUUAGAAAAAUUUGAUAUGAAAGUCUUCAAAGACAGAUUCAAAUUGGACCUUAACGAGUAACAACUUGAGGAACAUGUAUAUAAACUAGUUACCCAAAGUGCCAACAAUAAAUAUACAAAAUACUAUGACGAUUUCUAAAAAUUGACAAAUGGCAUUAUUCCUUGA
Paramecium tetraurelia is the source of this 2259-nucleotide messenger RNA. RefSeq lists its product as uncharacterized. The record is from RefSeq and is a predicted model, not a curated record. Lineage: Eukaryota; Ciliophora; Oligohymenophorea; Peniculida; Parameciidae. Gene Ontology annotation, cellular component: membrane; cytoplasm. Gene Ontology annotation, biological process: phosphatidylinositol-mediated signaling; phosphatidylinositol phosphate biosynthetic process. The transcript has 6 exons. Gene Ontology annotation, molecular function: 1-phosphatidylinositol 4-kinase activity.